AGAAGAAAGAAAGAAAGAAAGAAAAAGAAAGAAAGAAAGAAAGAAAGAAAGAAAGAAGGUCUAUUUCCUUCUUUGAGUGUCUCUCAUGGCUGUUUCAUUCCCACCAUCAUAAAGAUGCAAGAGAUACCUAAUCAUGAAACAGAUGGAUACUGCCCCCACGAACAAAUCAGCCAUGGAAAUAAACACCAAACCACCAGAGGAGAAAACUACCAAUGAACUACCAUUAAAGCAAAAAACAACUGGCCAUCAAGGAAUCAAGGUUUUCCUUGCUGCCCUGGCAUUUUCAUAUUUUAGUAAAGCGUAUGCUGGGGCCACGAUGAAAAGUACCAUCACACAACUGGAAAGGCGAUUUGGCAUUCCAUCUUCAACAGCUGGCUUCAUCGACGGAAGCUUUGAAAUAGAUACAAUAACUAUCAGUCCAACUGAUUCACGUUGGGUUGGUGCAUGGUGGAUGGGCUUUUUAAUUGCCGGGGUCCUCGCUCUGAUUUCCGGAAUCCCUUUCUUGUUCCUGCCUAAAAGUCUGGACAAAAUGGAGAAUGCUUGUAUCCAGAAAAGCUUGGAUCCCAUGGAAAGCAACACUGAAAGUAGCCAUGAACAGAAGCCUGAUAUUCAAGGUGGAAUGGCAGACUCUGGACAACUAAAUGAGUUCUUCAAGUCCCUGAAGAGGAUUUUGGGGAACAAAUUGUAUUUAAUACUAUUGUCCUCAUCGCUGCUGAAAGCUAGCAGUUUUAUUGGUUACAUGACCUACCAAGCAAAAUACAUGGAGCAGCAAUAUGGACUGACAAUGUCAAGAUCUAAUUUUAUAACAGCUGUUGCCAUUCUGCCAGUGGUCCUCGUUGGGAUGAUUUUAGGUGGGUUCAUCAUGAAAAAGUACAAGCUAGGAAUACUUUCUGCUAUAAAAAUGACAUACAUAGCAUCGUUCCUCGGAUUUGCCUUUUCGAUUCUGUAUCCAAUGCUGGGUUGUGACAACCACCCAGUGGCUGGAUUGACGGUGACCUAUGACGG
Messenger RNA from Thamnophis sirtalis, 1005 nucleotides. Lineage: Eukaryota; Metazoa; Chordata; Lepidosauria; Squamata; Natricidae. The record is from RefSeq and is a predicted model, not a curated record.